Saimiri boliviensis boliviensis (Bolivian squirrel monkey) is the source of this 3851-nucleotide messenger RNA. It is a transcript of the gene PDE5A, whose product is annotated as phosphodiesterase 5A. Gene Ontology annotation, biological process: signal transduction. Gene Ontology annotation, molecular function: protein binding; 3',5'-cyclic-nucleotide phosphodiesterase activity. Lineage: Eukaryota; Metazoa; Chordata; Mammalia; Primates; Cebidae. The record is from RefSeq and is a predicted model, not a curated record.
GCAGCUGGCAGUCGGGGCACGCGUGGGAAACGCUCGUGGGAGAGUUGGGGAGGCAUUGAGACUGGGAGCAGAGGGACAAGACGAGUGGAGCGGAGAGUGCUUGGCGGACGGGUGCCCCGAGGCCCGAGGAGUUGGUGCGAAGUCGGGGUGCCGGGAGUCCAAGACGCACCCCUUUGCAGAAGGAGCCCCCGCCCCGCUACCGCCUGCUCCGGGCAGCGGCGGUCGGGCAGUGGAUGCUGGCCGUCUUGGCCGGGAGGGUGACGCACGCCCGGAGGUGAUGGUGGAGGAGUCGGCCCGGGUUCGACGCCGGACUCCCACCCGCCGGCGCGCGGCCGUGGCUCUGCGGAGCGCUCCCCGCCAGGGGGCGGCGCAGCGCGGGGCAAGCGGGAGGCGACGGGCGGCGGCGCGGAGGCCCGGGCGGUGAGGGAGCUGGCUCCCAGUCGCCGACCUCACCUCAGCUCACCUGGGCUCGUUGUCGCCCCCGAGGAGCCUCCUGGAGUCCAGGAUCGGCGAAGUUCGCAAACGAACUUCCUACGUUUGCUAUGUUGCCCUUUGGAGACAAAACGAGAGAAAUGGUCAAUGCAUGGUUUGCUGAGAGAGUUCACACCAUCCCUGUGUGCAAGGAAGGUAUCAGAGGCCACACCGAAUCUUGCUCUUGUCCCUUGCAGCAGAGUCCUCGUGCAGAUAACAGUGCCCCUGGAACACCAACCAGGAAAAUCUCUGCCUCUGAAUUUGACCGGCCUCUUAGACCCAUUGUUGUCAAGGAUUCUGAGGGAACUGUGAGCUUUCUCUCUGACUCAGAAAAGAAGGAACAGAUGCCUCUAACCCCCCCAAGGUUUGAUCAUGAUGAAGGGGACCAGUGCUCAAGACUCCUGGAAUUAGUGAAGGAUAUUUCUAGUCAUUUGGAUGUAACAGCCUUAUGUCACAAAAUUUUCUUGCAUAUCCAUGGACUCAUUUCCGCUGACCGCUAUUCCCUGUUCCUUGUCUGUGAAGACAGCUCCAAUGACAAGUUUCUUAUCAGCCGCCUCUUUGAUGUUGCUGAAGGUUCAACACUGGAAGAAGCUUCAAAUAACUGUAUCCGCUUAGAAUGGAACAAAGGCAUUGUGGGACAUGUGGCAGCUUUUGGUGAGCCCUUGAACAUCAAAGAUGCAUAUGAGGAUCCUCGGUUCAAUGCAGAAGUUGACCAAAUUACAGGUUACAAGACACAAAGCAUUCUUUGUAUGCCAAUUAAGAAUCAUAGGGAAGAGGUUGUUGGUGUAGCCCAGGCCAUCAACAAGAAAUCGGGAAAUGGUGGAACAUUUACUGAAAAAGAUGAAAAGGACUUUGCUGCUUAUUUGGCAUUUUGUGGUAUUGUUCUUCAUAAUGCUCAGCUCUAUGAGACUUCGCUGCUGGAGAACAAGAGAAAUCAGGUGCUGCUUGACCUUGCUAGUUUAAUUUUUGAAGAACAACAGUCAUUAGAAGUAAUUCUAAAGAAAAUAGCUGCCACUAUUAUCUCUUUCAUGCAAGUGCAGAAAUGCACCAUUUUCAUAGUGGAUGAAGAUUGCUCCGAUUCUUUUUCUAGUGUGUUUCACAUGGAGUGCGAGGAAUUAGAAAAAUCAUCUGAUGCAUUAACAAGGGAACAUGAUGCAAACAAAAUCAAUUACAUGUAUGCUCAGUAUGUCAAAAAUACUAUGGAACCACUUAAUAUCCCAGAUGUCAGUAAGGAUAAACGAUUUCCCUGGACAACUGAAAACACAGGAAAUGUAAACCAGCAGUGCAUUAGAAGUUUACUUUGUACACCUAUAAAAAAUGGAAAGAAGAAUAAAGUUAUAGGGGUUUGCCAACUUGUUAAUAAGAUGGAGGAGAAUACUGGUAAGGUUAAGCCUUUCAAUCGAAAUGAUGAACAGUUUCUGGAAGCUUUUGUCAUCUUUUGUGGCUUAGGGAUCCAGAACACGCAGAUGUAUGAAGCAGUGGAGAGAGCCAUGGCCAAGCAAAUGGUCACGUUGGAGGUUCUGUCGUAUCAUGCUUCAGCAGCAGAGGAAGAAACAAGAGAGCUACAGUCGUUAGCGGCUGCUGUGGUGCCAUCUGCCCAGACCCUUAAAAUUACUGACUUUAGCUUCAGUGACUUUGAGCUGUCUGAUCUGGAAACAGCACUGUGUACAAUUCGGAUGUUUACUGACCUCAACCUUGUGCAGAACUUCCAGAUGAAACAUGAGGUUCUCUGCAGAUGGAUUUUAAGUGUUAAGAAGAAUUAUCGGAAGAAUGUUGCCUAUCAUAAUUGGAGACAUGCCUUUAAUACAGCUCAGUGCAUGUUUGCUGCUUUAAAAGCAGGCAAAAUUCAGAACAAGCUGACUGACCUAGAGAUACUUGCGUUGCUAAUUGCUGCACUAAGCCAUGAUUUGGAUCACCGUGGUGUGAAUAACUCUUACAUACAGCGAAGUGAACAUCCACUUGCUCAGCUCUACUGCCAUUCAAUCAUGGAGCACCAUCAUUUUGACCAGUGCCUGAUGAUUCUCAAUAGUCCAGGCAAUCAGAUUCUCAGUGGCCUCUCCAUUGAAGAAUAUAAGACCACGUUGAAAAUAAUCAAGCAAGCUAUUUUAGCUACAGACCUAGCACUGUACAUUAAGAGGCGAGGAGAAUUUUUUGAACUUAUAAGAAAAAAUCAAUUCAAUUUGGAAGAUCCUCAUCAAAAGGAUUUGUUUUUGGCAAUGCUGAUGACAGCUUGUGAUCUUUCUGCAAUUACAAAACCCUGGCCUAUUCAACAACGGAUAGCAGAACUUGUAGCAACUGAAUUUUUUGACCAAGGAGACAGAGAGAGAAAAGAACUCAACAUAGAACCCACUGAUCUAAUGAACAGGGAAAAGAAAAACAAAAUCCCAAGUAUGCAAGUUGGGUUCAUAGAUGCCAUCUGCUUGCAACUGUAUGAGGCCCUGACCCAUGUGUCAGAGGACUGUUUCCCUUUGCUAGAUGGCUGCAGGAAGAACAGGCAGAAAUGGCAGGCCCUUGCAGAACAGCAGGAGAAGAUGCUGAUUAAUGGGGAAAGCGGCCAGGCCAAGCGGAACUGAGUGGCCCAUUUCAUGCAGAGUUGAAGUUUACAGAGAUGGUGUGUUCUGCAAUAUUCCUAGGUUCUUACACACUGUCUGUAUACUGUCUGUAUUUGAUAUAUACUUUGCCACUGCUGUAUUUUUGUUUUUGCACAACUUUUGAGAGUAUAGCAUGAAAUGUUUUUAGCAGAAUAUUACAUAUUUUUUGCAUAUUUGUUUUAUGCCACUGACUGAACUAAAAUGAUCAACAACAUCCACUCUUAGCACCUCGAUAAAAGCAUUGUUUGUGGUAUUUCAUGUACUGCAAAGUGUAAGUGGUAUUCUUGCACUGAGGUUUUUUUUGCUUGGGGUUUUUAAAUAAUUGGUUUUUGUGUUUUCUGAAUUAUCAGUUUUUCAAGAAUGUUUGGAAUCUUUCCUUUUUCAAAAGUAGGUUAGGAGCAAAUUAUCAUACAUUCUGUGACAUUUAAAGCCUUUAUAGGAUAGUGGAAAAUGCUGGCUGAGUAGAUGUUAAGGAGAAAUAAUUGUAUUUGUCAACAAUGUCUUUUGUAAAAAGUUCAGGUAUUCUGAAACAAAUGGGAAGUACAAUGAAACUGUAUUGUAAAGAAAAUAUAUUAUUUAAUUGAUUUGCUGUUUUGUGAGAGAACAGGCAAGAGAGAACUUUGUCAUUUCGGUGCAGUACAUUUUUCUAAAGGCUACCCAUACAAUCACUUCCAUCUCACCUACCUGAAGCAAAGCAGGUGAAACCUUAGGAGAUGAUCCAGUGACUGACUUUAUUGAAGGAUAAGUGUGCUCUAGAAAUGGAACGGUCAUGGAUGUCUAUCAGAGAAG